Molecule: messenger RNA, 2045 nt
Organism: Anarrhichthys ocellatus (wolf-eel)
Lineage: Eukaryota; Metazoa; Chordata; Actinopteri; Perciformes; Anarhichadidae
Gene: tmx2a
Product: thioredoxin-related transmembrane protein 2a
Exons: 7
Biological process (GO): brain development
Cellular component (GO): membrane-bounded organelle
Molecular function (GO): disulfide oxidoreductase activity
Source: RefSeq, a predicted model, not a curated record
GUCAGUCAGUUCCUUCCAGCUGUCAUUCCUCCUCAAACCCCUUGAGGUUGACUGUCGUCUUUACCAGCAUGGGUCUAAUCACAGGACUCUGUACUUUUUUGUACCACUUACCUCAGAUUUACAAAUGGCUUCUGAAACCGUAUUAUAUCUCCUCGGUUUUCAUGACCGUCGCCUUCCUGCUGGUCCGAAAGGCUCCCGGUCUGUGCGAGUACCUGGCGACCCAGCGAGAGGACGGCAACUCCUGCGACUUCGACUGGGUGAGCGUGCAUGCGUGAAGGUUUCUCGCCUGCUGCAUUCAAUGUUUGUCCUCCUUUCUUCUUCUCUCUUUCUCAGUCACAAUGGAGCAGCACAUAGGCAACUUGUUCCUGUUCAGUAAAGUGGCCAACGUCAUCCUCUUCUUCAGGCUGGACAUCCGGCUCGGCAUCCUUUACCUCGCAUUGUGUGUCGCAUUCGUCAUGACCUGCAAGCCGCCUCUCUACAUGGGCCCCGAAUACAUCAAGUACUUCAGUGACAAGACCAUAGAUGAGGAGCUGCAGAGAGACAGUCGAGUAACCUGGAUUGUUGAAUUCUACGCCAACUGGUCCUCUGACUGCCAGUCUUUCGCUCCCGUCUUUGCCGACCUUUCACUCAAGUACAACUGUGCUGGACUCAGGUUUGGGAAAGUGGACAUCGGACGCUAUGGAGAGGUUUCAGAGAGCUACAGGGUGAGUACCUCUCCUCUGGCCAAGCAGCUGCCCUCUCUGGUGCUGUUCCAAGAAGGGCGCGAACUCAUGAGACGUCCGAUGGUGGACAUUAAAGCGAGAGCUGUGUCUUGGACCUUCAGUGAGGAGAACAUUAUCCGAGCGUUUAAUCUCAACGAACUCUUCCAAAAAUCCAAGAAGCUGAACAAAAGUCGUGGUUUGAAAGAAGAGAAGAGCGGCGUUCAGCCAGAGGAGGUCAGCGACGAGCUCCACCCUGAAACCAACAACCUGGAGCCGCCCACAGAGAGCAAGAAAGACCAGUGAGAGGAUUCAGAGACGGGCUGCAUGCCACACGAGGAGGCCAAAGUCUAGAAUAUGGCGGGACGGAGAGAGGGGAAAUGGUUUCAACCACUACUAGACGUCAAGUCUUCACUGUGGCAAAUAAAUACCCAAAAAGCUGGACCACGUUUCCCUGGUCUGACUGGGUAUGAUGCAGUGUGGUUUGAAUGCAGCUAAGCAAAAGACGAGUAAUGAUUUUAGUACAUUUUAUUAAGUUAUUUGAGAACAAAUGCGUUUUUUAUAAUGCAUGGUUUUUUUGGCUACUUUUCGCAACUUCUCAUCACCGUGUGUAAACCUUUGCUGCCUGUAUUUUUACUGGUGCCUCAUGUUUCUAAGCCAAAAUAAAACUGUGCAGUUAAGAUUCACGACUCAGUUAAUCAGUUUGACCUUUUUAUUCUGAGAAGACAUCUUUUUAAAAAUUCUUUAUAAGGCCAUUUUGGAAAUGUCUUUUAUGUACUCUUUACAGAUAUUUGUGAAACUCAUUCCAUUCAUCACAGCCCACAAUAGCAAUAUUUUAUCUCACAUAGAAGUUUACUCACAUAGGUUCAAAUUGUUCAGUGGUCACAAUUGUUGGCCAGCGCAGGAAGAAAAGUAUCUCACGGUCUCUUUAUCGAUGGCUGCCUGUGCCACUAAUGAUGCUUCUUUUUCUUGUAACCACCCACACAUUUACCCAGGUGGGCUUUUUGACAAUAUUCUCAAGUUCGCACGCCAGUGAAGCAUUCAGCACGACCAACAAAAACCACAUGCACACCGACGACGUCGCCGCCUGGGAGGGUUGAAAACUAGUAACACGGUCGUUUGGGUUGAGCGAUGACACUUGUGUGCUUCAAGCGAGUACUUUCCCCCCAAAGACGUGCUACAUUCAGCCAGCUUUGACAUUCUACUGCCAACACCGCUGGAGGCCUUAAUAGAAUAAAUAAAAUCUUAACCGUAAUGCCCAAUCCUGAAACUAUUCCUUUCUUAACAUGGCGGUGGGUUAAAGGGUUAAAAAAAAAAAAAACCUGUACCUUUACAGAAGUUUUAAAA